UCUGCAUUCUAAAUUUCAAUUGAACAUUUUUUAUCUUAUUUUACUCCCCAAACUAUUAUCAAGGGGGUAUUGUUUGAAGCUUUUAUAUUUUUCUAUAUUUUCUAUCUCUAUUUCCGCAGCGGACUCGCAGAAUUGUCAAGCCACUAUCGUUGACGACCAGUGAACAAGGCCCGCAGCAGUUAUUACUCGACAAGCGGAUAGGUGUUUUUCUUUUCUUUUCUUUCGAACCAAAAUUUAGAUCGCACGCCGUCGAAUUCCGCUCUUGAACCACUUUUCGUUACAGCGACACGGAGGAUAUAACGCGCCUUGACUCCAGGGGGGAACCAAGACAAAAGCACAGGCUAACGGAGGUGGAGAGGGCUGAUCGAUGCUCAAAUACUCUAGGACGGUGGUAUCGGCGCUCGAACGUCGAAGCGCUGGCUCCCGAUCUCAACGACACUACACUUGCCAGUACCAGAUCAGCAAUCAAAACGCUGGAUUGCAGGCCAGCAGCAGAAUUUUGGUUCUGCGACGACGGCUGCAGUUGGCGCGCUACUCAACAUCGGCGGGCAACGACAAUGGUGGUGGAGAUCAGCCACCGGUGAGGGCAAAGGCGGAUAAGCUGGAGAAGAUUUUGAUGCGCGGAUACAGUCCGUUUCUGACAAAGUUUUUCCAACUGCUGCCGACAGACGAGCAGAACACGCUGCGGGCGUUCAGCGACUCUCUGGUCGGUGGCAGCGGCAGCGGCAAGCACCUCUACCAGAUGUACCAAUCGCUGAAAAAACACAGGUUGCACCUGUACCUGACUAUCCACGCGCUGCAGCGACUGAUGGCGCGGAUAGCAGCAGAGAAUGGGAUACCAGGGGACAGCCCGGACGGGCAGGCGUCGAGCGCGAUACUGGGGCUGAUAGACGACUACGACACAAUCGGGUUCACACCGGGUACCAGUGAGUACACAAGCCUGAUCCGGGCGCUCGCACACGAGUCUGGGCGAGAGCAGGAGGCGCUGCAGCUUCUGGACGACAUUGUGGACCGCUCGGGGAUCGCGCCGUUCAUCCGGCUGUCGAAGAAAAGCGCCAACAAGGCGCGGCCGGCGCACGAGCGGAUCCCAUCGGACGAGGAGAUUGCGCGCAUGGAGCGGUCGCUAGCCGAGGCCGAGGAAAAGGAGCAAAUGCUGGACGCUGGAGACGCGAAAGAGCUGGCCACCCAGUACUGCGACAUAGACUCGGCCAGCGGCCUAGACCGCAUCCAGCAGCUGGUCGUCGAUCAGCGGCGGCAGCGGCAGCAGCAGAGCGCGCACGGUGGCGACAACGGCAGCUCGCUUCUGGUGUCGCGGCGGCUGUACCACGCAGCAAUGCGCGGGUUUGCGCAGCUGUUCCACGUGCGCGGCGUCAUGGCGGUGCUGGCACGGAUGCUCGAGGCGGCGACGCAUGUGCCGUUCAGCGUGGCCCAGCACCUGAUGCCGAACAAGGAGACGUGGGCCAUCGUCGGCGAAGUUCUUGUGCGGCAGCGCGACCGCCCGACAUUUGUGCGGCUGUGGAUCGACUUUAUGAGCCGGGGCGCGCGGCCGCCGCUGUCGCUGACGCGCAGUCUGGUACAGAUGCUAGCACGCCAGGCGUGCGUCGAGCAGGCUGUGUGGGUCAUGCGCAUCAGCCGCUGCCUACCCGACGCCGGCGACCAGCUGCCGAUGGCGCCGCAUGCACGUGACCACGUGCCGUGGGCCCUGAAGGUGCAGACCAUGCACGUGGCGUCGGCGCUGGACGCCGCCACGGCGCUGGACGCGACGCUGAUGACGCGCGACAAUGCGCUGCGCCAGGGCCGCUCCGCCGCGCAGCUGCCAUUGCUUGCGCCGCCCGACCCUGACAUGUACGCCCAGCUGAUUGGCGGCGCCGUGCGCGCUGGAAACGCCCGCCUUGCCGAGCACCUGUUUGCUGAGCUCGUCGCUGCCGGCGUAGCCCCUGACGGCGCAACGUACGGGCACUUGGCGCGGCUGUACGCGGACACGGGCCGCAUCGAGCGCGUCUUUGUUAUCGUGCGCGACUUCAUGGUGCGCCGCCACCAGCUUGCCGCGCGCGAGGCGCUGGCGCAGGGCCACGAGCUGACGCCACACGCGCAGAGCGAACUGAAGGCAAAGCUGCUUCGCCAGGGCGCGCGGCUGCAGAGCGACGUUGAGUGCAUUGCGCCGCUGUUGCAGCUGUACGUGCAGGCUGGCCGCGAGCAGGAGGCGCUUCUGCUGCUGCGCAGCUGGAACCGCAUCUACGGCCGCCACGUCCCGGCCGAGAAGCUGGCGCUGGCGCUGCUGCGUGUGUACACGCGCCCUGAGGACUCGCACGGCGCAGAGGGGCUUGUGCGGCGCGUGCUGGUGCGGCUGGACGAUGGCCAGACUGUGGGCCAGACUAUGGGCCAGACCACCAACCAACCCACAGACCAGCCCACAGACCAGCCAAAGCCGAUGCACAUGUACGCCGAGUUGGUCAAGGCGCAUUCGCGCGCUCGCAAUCUGCCGGGCAUCCUGGGCGUGCUGCGCGAGAUUUUGGCGCGCGGGAUGAAGCCGUCGCACGCCGUCUGGGAGCUUGUGAUGCGCAGCUUUCUGCGUGAGCAGGCGCUGGACCUGUUUGACACCACGCACGCAUACCUGCGCGACACGCUGAGCAUGCCGCUGUCGAUGCCGCUGUACGCCAUGUGGAUGCGCGCGCUGCGCAACCACGGCGAUGUUGCCGGCGUGCAGGCGGCUUUCGACGAGCUGUUGGCACUGGGGCAAAUUCCCACGCAGCAGCACUAUCUGUAUUUGGUGCAAACCUACGCCUACAACGGCUGGGUCGAGCGUGCCGUCGGCAUUGUCGACAGCUUGCGCAAGCCCUACAGCUUGCUACGCCCCGGGAUCAACCUCAACAUUGCUGUCAUUGAGGCCCAUGUGGCAUGCGGCAACAUGGAGCAGGCCGAGGCUGAGCUGCACUACUUGCUCAGCAACACGCCGCUUUCCAAGAGCAGCAUCCCGGCGCGCCCCUUCAACUACCUGAUCAUCGGCCACCUCUACGCCGGCAGCGGCCGCAAGGCUAUGCAUGUCUACGAGGACAUGAUCCGCUUGGGCAUCAAGCCCGACGCGUACACAUUCGCCGUGCUGAUGCACUCGUACGCGCUGGCCAAGGACCUUGAGAACUGCAUGCGCGUUUUCAACGAGAUGAUUCGCAUCGGCAUUGCCCCCGACUUGGCCAUCUACACCAUUCUCAUCUGCGCGUUCGGCGCCGCGCGGAAGGUCGGCAGCGCCGAGCUGGUGUUCAACCAGGUUGCACAGGAGCAGGACCUAUCGCGGUCGGUCAGCAGCCCCGCCGCACGCGCUGCAGCCGACGCGCUGGACAUCUACGCCGAGGACCCAGCGCGCGCCGACUGGCCCUCGCUGAUGGACACGCCCCUCAGUGCCGAAGACGAUCCUGCAUCCGAGCGCCUGCGCGCCCAGAGCUUUUUCAACCUCGACCCGAUUGUCUACAUCGCCAUGCUCAAGGUCUACAACAACGCCCACAAGCCCAUGCGCGCCCUGGCCACCUGGGACCGCUUCAUCAAGAACUUCCCCGUCGUGCAGUGGAACCCGCGCAAGGGCGGUGUACUGUCAAAGUCUCUGCACUACACUGCCCAGUUCCACCUGCCAGCCUGGACGCUGUUACUGCGCACCAUCAAGCUCUCGAUCGGUGUUCAGCGUGUUCUGAAGAGGCCGUCCACAAUGCCCAACUACUUUCACAUGCCGCUCUACCCUAGCAACAUUGCUCAGGUCAUGGCCAGGCGGCUCGACCACAAGAACCUCAUCAGCCGCAUGGCCGCCCUCAGGGCCGACUCCGGCGCCGGCGCCGUCGCCCCAAAUCCAGCUGCCCGCGCACCCCCCAGCAGGAUGGCUUACCGCACCGAUCUGGUCGGCGACCUGGAGGCUGAACUUGAUGAGCGCACCUUCCUGGACCACGAGUGGUGCGUCAGACAGAGAUACAUGCAGCCAAAGCCCGUCUUUGACGAAGACAACGCCUUUUCUGACUUUGUCUACUGGAUGCCCGACACGCCCCCACAACACAACCCCACGUACCCUGACUCAGCCGCAAGAUUCAACGACAGCGCCAGCGAUCUGGAGGCCUCGGAGCCCAACUCUGAGUCUGCCCUAGCGUCGCUUUUUGAUUCCGACGGAAACUUCACAACCAAAAACACCCGGGAAAUCGCUGCAAUUGUCGCUCGUCAGUGGCGGGACCUUGAGAGCGCGGGAUUCAAAUUCAACAACAUUCAUGUCUCUGUGUACGUCCCUUGCAUGCUCCUAGGCCGCCAGUACACAGACCUCGCACGCUUCUUGUCGCUAGUUGAACCAAAAUCUGAGACGAGUGCGACAGACUUUACCAACCGCAACGAUUCUACCACGGGAUACAGGUACCACAACAUUAACAUUGCCCCGUACCUGACCGCCAUGAUGAUUCGCCAGGUAAAGGUAAUCAGGAGGCUCCUCAUAACCACCCGUGACAGACGCAUCAUCCUCGAUGCCCUUUUGAACGAGGGGAGUCAGCUGCGCUUUGACUACUUGUCUACCACCAAGUUAGAUCCCGCAGAUGUUGAACGCUCAGCUGAUGUGCGUCAGGUUAUGCGCGAAAGACGAGCGAUUCAUGCCGAGCGCGAGAUCUCGUGGACAUUGGAACUUGCGAUGCUGAAGGAUGUAGCCAUGCAAUGGCGCAGACACACAGAUGAUGAGCCCCUGCAACUAGGCAUUGACCAAGCCAUAGAGUCUAUAACCCGGACAAUAUGAUGACAUCUGAGUUUUUUAAGUUUGCACCAAUAUUUUGUGUUUAAUAGAAAUGUAUCUUUAAUUUGAA
Molecule: messenger RNA, 4817 nt
Organism: Kickxella alabastrina
Lineage: Eukaryota; Fungi; Kickxellomycota; Kickxellomycetes; Kickxellales; Kickxellaceae
Exons: 1
Coding region: 368-4750 (1460 amino acids)
Molecular function (GO): protein binding
Source: RefSeq, a predicted model, not a curated record